This is a messenger RNA of Maudiozyma barnettii, 1248 nucleotides long. RefSeq names its product tRNA dihydrouridine synthase (gene DUS1). Gene Ontology annotation, biological process: tRNA processing. Bases 1 to 1248 code for a protein of 415 amino acids. The transcript has a single exon. The record is from RefSeq and is a predicted model, not a curated record. Gene Ontology annotation, molecular function: tRNA dihydrouridine synthase activity; flavin adenine dinucleotide binding. Lineage: Eukaryota; Fungi; Ascomycota; Saccharomycetes; Saccharomycetales; Saccharomycetaceae.
AUGACAACCACAAAAUUAAAUGGAAGACAGCUUUUCCAAAAGAUUGGGAAACCAACCAGAAUUCUGGCUCCAAUGGUAGAUCAAUCUGAACUCGCUUGGAGAAUUCUAUCAAGAAAGUAUGGUGCAACACUGGCUUAUACUCCUAUGCUCCAUGCAAAGUUGUUUGCAACAUCUGAAAAGUAUAGAAAGGAUAACUGGUGCUCUUUAGAUGGGGACGCAACUUUGGAUAGACCAUUGAUUGUUCAAUUCUGUGCAAACGAUCCGGAGUAUCUUCUUAGUGCUGCAAAGUUAGUACAAGGACAAUGCGAUGCUGUUGAUUUGAAUCUAGGUUGUCCGCAGGGUAUUGCCAGAAAGGGACAUUAUGGUUCAUUUUUAAUGGAAGAAUGGGAGUUAGUUCAUAAACUAAUUAAAACUUUACAUGACAAUUUGGAUGUCCCUGUGACUGCCAAAAUAAGAGUAUUCCCAGAUCGUGAGAAGACGCUAGCUUACGCAAAGAUGGUCCUAGAUGCUGGCGCACAAUUUCUAUGUGUCCAUGGCCGGUUAAGGGAACAGAAAGGUCAGCAGACCGGUUUAGCUGAUUGGGAAAUAAUCAAAUAUUUAAGAAAUAAUCUUCCUGAUGACACUAUUUUUUUUGCUAAUGGUAAUAUUCUAUAUCCAGAAGACAUUGAAAGAUGUCAAGCGUACAUUGGUUGUGACUCGGUGAUGAGUGCAGAAGGUAAUUUGUAUAAUCCUGGGGUCUUCAAUGUUGGUAGUAUUGACGACAAAGAAAAGACAUUCCCUCGUGUAGAUAAAUUAUUGAGAGAAUAUUUCGAGAUUGUGAAAUCUGUUCCGGAAUCCAAAGCAUCUCGAAAUGCUAUGAAAUCUCAUUUUUUUAAAGUACUAAGACCAUUUCUACCUCAUCAUACAGAUAUCAGAUCGGAGAUUGCAAAAAUGAAUACUAAGAUAUCUUUUGAGGAAUGGGAAUCACGAGUUGUUACUCCUGUUGAAAAGGUUGUUGCUGAUAUAUUUGCUCAGCCAGAUAUUAAAGAAAAGGAUACCAUCGUCGAUGGUGAAAAACAAUUAUGGGGUGGACACUACAAGACAAUUCCAUAUUGGAGGUGUCAACCAUAUUUUAGACCUGUAGAUGGUGUUACUGGUGAUCAAAGGGUAACAAAAAAAUUGGAAACAGAAAAUGGGGACAAAAAGAGAAAAGUUCAGGAGGAAAUAAAUGAUGAAUUAGAAACACCUUCGAAGUUACAGCAUAUUUAG